This is a messenger RNA of Eruca vesicaria subsp. sativa (arugula), 1346 nucleotides long. The record is from the annotation of a GenBank genome assembly. Lineage: Eukaryota; Viridiplantae; Streptophyta; Magnoliopsida; Brassicales; Brassicaceae.
AAAAAAAACAUGUUUACCGAGGAAAAAAAGAAAAACACCAGCAAUGUAUCAGUAUUUGUCUACUGCUUCUUCUGUUUUGUUUUCGUUGUGGGGGUGGUAAGGUUUGCAAAACCUUAUUAUAACCUUCAAACCCUAAUGGAGACAGAAGCAGUAAUAGAAGAUGGAUUGUUGGACGUGGAGAAAUCAGGGAUCCUUCCAUUUCACUCCGGGAAUCACCACAAGCUCUCGCAAUCAGUAAGUGAAUCGACGAGAACUCGUCCUCCACUUUCCUACACUGUGAAGUUCGAGUCAUUUUCCAAUAUGUCCAACCUGGUCAAAAAUAACAGUGGCAAGUACGAGUCACGUCCUUUCUCAGCUGGUGGAUACAAUUGGACGUUCCUCAUCUUCCCAAACGCUGACAAGCCAGAGGGCAAGAAUACAUACGUUUCGCUUUACGUAAGAAUCGACAACUCAAGUCUCAUCACCUAUCAAAACGAAGUGUAUGCGUGGAUCAAAUUUCUCACCUAUAGAAGCGAUAAAGACACGUACGAAGAGCUCCAUGCGACUGAGGCACAGAGAUUUCAUUUGUUUAAACAACAGUAUGGAAUGCUAGAGUUUCGUCCUAUCGGGUAUUACACAAAUCCGGCAUAUGGAUACCUUUUCAACGGCGAACAAUGUGUGUUUGGUGUUGACAUCGUGGUUGCUAAACCAUCUGCCACAUGGGAAGAUGUCACUUAUGAAGAAAACAUCCGUGACCCUAUUCUCGAUUGGACAAUCACCGACUUCUCCACUCACAAUCAUGGCUCUUACUCUUCCGAUACGUUUUCUUCCGGAGGAAGCAAUUGGAUAUUAAAAGUUUAUCCAAAUGGAGUUGGGUCUGCAACGGGUAAAUCCUUGUCACUCUACUUGUUGAGUGCGUCAAACGAAAAUGGUUAUGUGAAAGCCAAGUUAAGAAUUAUUGACCAGACCGGAUCCAACAAUGUGGAUAAACAAGUGGAUGGAUGGCCCAAUGCACAAGAAAAAGGAUGGGGUAUCGACAACCUUAUACCUCUUGCAGAUCUCAAAGACCCGAACAAAGGUUACCUCGUCAAUGAUAUCAUCAAAUUUCAAGUCGAGAUCUUGGCCUUCUCUAGAACCAAAUCCAUCUCUAAAUAGGGCUUACGAUAAUCCCAAAAUUAUCACUUGUACGUGUGUUGUUUUCCUAUAAUCCAACGGGGAUAGUUCCACGGUGGCCAAGUGAAUUACUAUCACUAUGGAUCACUGUUUAUGUUUCAGUGCAAUAAUAAAGAGUCCGACUUUCUUUUUAUGUCAAACUUUUUUUUGUGUCAAACUUGAUCAACCAUAAAUCAAAAUAUCCAAUGCCGUGC